Messenger RNA from Alosa alosa (allis shad), 1756 nucleotides. RefSeq lists its product as uncharacterized. NCBI's taxonomy places the organism in Eukaryota, Metazoa, Chordata, Actinopteri, Clupeiformes, Clupeidae. Bases 548 to 1756 code for a protein of 402 amino acids. The record is from RefSeq and is a predicted model, not a curated record. Gene Ontology annotation, molecular function: zinc ion binding. The transcript has 4 exons.
UGUUUUUUUGUCUUUAUCUAUGUAAUGUUGAAUCACAGUAUGCAUUAAUUAUAGUUUUGUCCACCAGUGUCCAACAUCAUUGACAGGGAGGUGGCUGUCAGGUCUAGGUGUUACAGGUCGAUGAAGAAGCGAGAACAGCCCCAUUAUUUGAAGGUUAUUUUAGGAAGCUAAGGCAUAAUGGCAAAAAGUUUAACCCCUUCCACUGUUGCCUGUUUAUAUUAAGUCAGUCAACAGCCAUGUGCAAUAAAUUGCUAUACCUUUGUUACAUACAUACGGUAUGCAAACAUCAUAAUGUAACUUUGCAUUUAAAUUCUUUAAUAUCCUGUUUGUUGAAUCCAACAUGUUAAUGGUGUAAGGGGUUAACUACUCUACUACGGUUGCAGAUUUCCUAGGAUUUUUGGUUAAUUGUAAUGCUCUUCCUUACAUUUCUAUAUAAUUUGCAACAAGAUUUUCCUUUUAGUUUAACGUUAUCAACUAAAACGAUUAGUGUUGUGUCUGUAAUGUAGAUUGUUUUUCAAGCUGAUGCAGCCGAAUUUCAGGAAACCUCAUGCAGCUGUACAGCAGGCAAGGUUCUUUGCAAUCAUCUAGUGGCCUUGUUGUUCCAGAGUGCCCAUUACAGCAUGUUGCAGUGAGAGCUGUACCACCACCUGUGGCCUGCACAAGCUCUCUGCAAACAUGGCAUCGACCAAGGACAAAGGGGAUCCAUGCAGAGCCGGUUCAGGACUUGGUUGUUAGGAAACCAAAGCCAUCCGCCAGGAGUGUAUGCAAAUCAACACUCUAUCAAGCAUACACAGGAUCCCUCCCUGACCCGCAAGUCUUGUCUCUUGGAAAAGGACUGAAAAGCCUCAGGCCGCAACCACUAAUAUCAUCAGUGCUGCAUGGCUUGUCUCAACUCACCAUGGUCGACUCCAGGUUCGGACCUGUGCCGCGAGGUUCACCCCUGUCCUACCAGUGUCCUCCUGUGGUCAAACACGGAAAUUACGUCCAACACCCAGAUGCACCAAAAUUCCCUAAACUACCUUUAGAGGGGUCAACAUUUUCCACUACCUUUCCGAACUUUGAACCAAACUCCCAACAGUUUCUCCAUUUGGACAGCUUAACUGUGACACACGAAGUGGCAGCUGAGAGAGAGGAGCAGACACGUGAGCAGUCUGAGUGCCCAUUAUGGCAAGCAUUACGUAAACCUAGAGUAACAGCUAGUAGGUUCUAUGAGGUUAGCCAUGUGAAAGGGCCGUCUUCUGGUCAGACCCUGGCAGGGCGGAUACUUAAGGGAGUACGCCAAACUCCCGCCAUGAAGAGGGGCCUUGAACGCGAGCCACAAGUGCUGGAACAAUAUUCAAAACAUUUCAAUGUAAAUGUCUCACGCUGUGGAUUUGUUAUCCAUCCCGACGCUCCUCACCUCGGGGCUAGCCCCGAUGCAAGGGUAUAUGACCCUAGUGCCAUUCCGUGUUUUGGGCUUGCUGAAGUUAAAUGCCCAGACAUCUCUAGCAUUUCUGAGGCAGGACAUGUAAAAAUGGUGAAUGGUCAGGCAAAACUGAAGCAGAAUCAUAAAUACCACUGGCAGGUUCAAGGUCAAUUGGCUGUAACUGGAUUGAGUUGGUGCGAUUUUGUAACAGACACUGAGGGAGACUUCACAGUCGAAAGAGUCUGGAGGGAGGAUGAAAUGAUAAAAGACAUGAAAAAGAAGGUGGACCUGUACUUCUUUGGUACAUAUAUGAAUGUGUAUCUACAGCAGAAAGUGAAAUUAACUGUAUGA